CUCCCCGUCGCGGCUCCUUCUUCCACCCCCCCCCCCCCCGCCUUCAGCGGGGCGCAGAGGCCAUGUUCCCCCUGGACUCCACCUGGAAUAUCUCCUUCGCCGGCUGCGGCUUCCUGGGGGUCUACCACAUCGGGGUAGCCAGCUGCCUGCAGGAACAUGCCCCCUUCCUCGUCGCCAACGCCAGGAAGGUCUAUGGCGCCUCAGCCGGGGCGCUCACCGCCACCGCCCUCGUCAGCGGCGCCUGUCUCGGUGAGGCUGGUGCCAGCAUUAUUCGAGUGUCAAAAGAAGCCCGGAAGAGGUUCUUGGGCCCACUCCACCCAUCUUUCAACCUGGUGAAGAUCAUUCGGAUCUGCCUGUCCAAGACCGUGCCAGAGAAUGGGCAUGAAGUUGCAGCAGGACGUUUGGGUAUUUCCCUGACACGGGUCUCUGAUGGAGAAAACGUGAUACUGUCAGACUUCAAUUCCAAGGAGGAGCUGAUCCAGGCCUGUGUCUGCAGCACCUUUAUCCCUGUCUACUGUGGGCUGAUACCUCCGACCUUGCGUGGAGUGAGAUAUGUUGAUGGAGGGAUUUCUGACAACUUGCCCCGAUAUGAGCUGAAGAACACAAUCACUGUGUCUCCAUUCUCAGGAGAGAGUGAUAUCUGUCCACGGGACAGUUCCACAAACAUGCAUGAGCUGAGAGUCACCAAUACAAGCAUCCAGUUCAACCUUCGCAACCUUUACCGCCUCUCAAAGGCCCUGUUUCCUCCGGAGCCGCAGGUGCUGCGGGAUAUGUGCAAGCAGGGCUAUCGGGAUGCACUGCACUUCCUGAAGAAGAAUGGUCUCCUUCAUCGUCCAAGUCCUGCCCAUCCUCUCCUUGCUAUAGAAGCCCCCCCAGAAGAGAAAAAAGAGGAAGAAACAGAAGCUGAGGACCAAGUAGAGGACAAUACUGCCCUUGCUGUUGUUGAAGAGCACAUCUUCGAACACUUGCCUCCCAGACUGAACCAGGCUCUUCUGGAGGCUUGUGCUGAAAGAAGAAGUUUCUUGACUGGUAUCACCAACAUGCUGCCCAUACGUGUGGCCACAGCAAUGAUGGUCCCCUAUAUGCUGCCUCUGGAGUCUGCAGUUUCCUUCACUGUCAGGUUGCUGGAAUGGCUCCCAGAUAUCCCUGAGGAUAUUAGAUGGAUGAGGGAGCAGAUGACUGAAAUCUGCAACUAUCUUGUGAAGAAAGCCAAGAAGAAACUGGGCAGCCAUCUUUCAGCCAGGCUUUACUACCACCUUGAGCUUGGAGGGCCCCAGAGCCUGCCAAUUUCUUCCGCACCAGCUUGCGGUGAAGCGCUGCCUAUGUGGAUGAGAAGCAACCGUUCCCUGUCUGAUGUCAUGAUGAAGUGGGAGGAGUACCAGCGCCAGCUCAUGCUGGGCUUACUCUGCAUCAAUGUGGACAUGCAGGCCUCCCUCUUCCCUCGGGAAGGGUUUCAGAUAAAGCUUCCGCCUCUAGACUGUGCAAAAGAGUGCCUGCCACUCUUCUGAGC
Molecule: messenger RNA, 1510 nt
Organism: Gavia stellata (red-throated loon)
Lineage: Eukaryota; Metazoa; Chordata; Aves; Gaviiformes; Gaviidae
Gene: PNPLA2
Product: patatin like phospholipase domain containing 2
Exons: 9
Coding region: 63-1508 (481 amino acids)
Biological process (GO): lipid homeostasis; triglyceride catabolic process; positive regulation of triglyceride catabolic process
Cellular component (GO): lipid droplet; cytoplasm; membrane
Molecular function (GO): triacylglycerol lipase activity
Source: RefSeq, a predicted model, not a curated record